Messenger RNA from Temnothorax curvispinosus, 6087 nucleotides. It is a transcript of the gene numb, whose product is annotated as protein numb. The record is from RefSeq and is a predicted model, not a curated record. The transcript has 10 exons. Lineage: Eukaryota; Metazoa; Arthropoda; Insecta; Hymenoptera; Formicidae. The coding region runs from base 2699 to 4660 and encodes 653 amino acids.
CUCAGGGGGGGUUGUCGUAUAUCCGCUGGUCAGGCUCGUUUGUGCCCGAGAGUGUACCUUCAAACGAACUCUUCUCGUCGAUACCGUUCGGUGAAAGUCCGCAAUGUUGCGUCGCGUCGUUUUCUGCGGUAAAAGUGAAACGGCGCGACGGUAUACCCUACCCAAGUUUAAAUUCUAUUGAUAAGUGUUCGUCUCACGCACGCUUCGCGUCCUCCAUGAAAUUGUUGUAUCGUUGAAUCAUCUACCUGUGUUGUCUGUGACUCCAGAUGGCGCGUCUAGAUCGUGAAAACGUUGAGCCUACGUUCGAAAGCCGUGGCAUCGUCAUCGCCCGUUGGAUUACCUGACAAAUUCUUUUUUUUUUUUAUCCCAAUCAUUGACACGGUUUUUUUAAACGUGAAUAUUUUCGCCGAUCUUUUAACCGUUUCUUCGUCGAUGUGAGCUGAAAAAAAAAGACUUCAUCGUGCUGUGCGAUCGUGCGUCUCUCUAUCCGCUUGAUUGCGUAAAUUUUGCUCCUCGAGUGGAAAUACGUGACGGAUGAUUUUCCCGAAGAUGGACGAGAGCGUCAAGCUCCUGGGUUCAUCGACUGGAUUCUCCACGCGAGAGAUCAAACGUACUUUUGAGUUCCGGUGGGGUCGCCGGAAGUAGCUGAGCGUGACGGCGACGGUGCUAACGGAAAAACGUGGGAACUUGCGUAGCGUAACCGCACUUCGCCGCUGCUCCAUUAGUUAACGCACGCUAAACGACCUCAAGGAUAAUCGCAUUAUACACUUUGCGACAAAUGUUUUUUCUAUCCCGGGGAAAAUCUCUGUUCUCCAAGCCGAUAUCGUGUGUGAGUCUCUCGCAUUAGCGAUAAAUAAAGAAGAGUACGUAAGAGAGAGAAAAAAAACGUACGAGAAAGAUAAAAAAGACAAUAACGGGCGGAGAUCAACUUGUUUGUGUGCUUCUCGGGUGUCUAAUUGCCUCGACGGAAGCACUGCAUUUAACGGCUAAUUUCCUACUCAUCUGUGGGAAAAAUAUCGCGUCGGCUAAAUUACGGAAAUUCACAGGAGGAGAACCCACGUUUAUAAAAUGUGUACCGAAGUCUUUUUCGGCCGUGAUUAAUUGGUGCAUUAAAGCAGCGCGCGUAAAGUUAGUUUAAUUGAUCGCACGUAAUAUCCUCGGGGUGGAGUGUUCCGAGGAAAAAUUAAGGUCCACAUCCACCGUAAAACGUAAAAAAUACCACAUUCGAAAGUUGAAUGGAGCUAGUUCUAGUCUCUAGUGUAUGUCCAUGUCCGUCCGACAUUUAGACAGUUGUGUAAUUUGGUAACGAGAUUCGUGAAACUUUCGUUGAAAAUAUUCCGGAGAGUUGUCGUCGUAUCUCGUGAAGAGACAAACGAUUACGGUUCCAAAAAGGAUGAGAGGCAAGACCGGCUAGGGAGCGAGAAAAAUACGAUUGGAAUUUACGAUGCUCUUUGUAACGACAGACGUAUUGAGGACGCGGGCAGUCAUCGUUUAAAAAUAACAGAAAGAGAGCGUAAGACAUCGUCACGUAAGACGGAGCCGACUGCAUUGUGCAGCUCUGGCGAGUGUGCAGCGGAAUACGCGGGGUUCUUCACUGUUAUCCGCGAGGUGUUCGCCGACGUCUGCGGCGACCAGCCGAAGGGAGAGAGAGAAAGAGAGAGAGAGAGAGAGGUGACUCGGAGAGAGGCAAGACUUAGCGGCGAGACCAGAAACGGAGAGAGAGACCGAUCGGAAUCCCACUCUUCUAGGUGGAAUCUCUGACGUCAGCCUGGAGCACAAGUCGUAUGACCAGUUCGGGACGCUCGCUGGUAAAAAGAGACGACGAAAAAGAGGAAGCGGAGGAAGAGUAGGAGAAAGAGAAGAAGGCAAUAGCCUCCUCUCUCACGUCUAUCUGGUUUUUACCGGCCGGCUCUCGGGAGCAUCUCGCGUCGCCAUGUCUUCCAUGCAUCGCGACAUCCAUCACCAGUAGUAGCGUUCGCUCCUACCUUUUAUUCUUUCUCUCUCUCUCUCUCUCUCUUUCUCUCUGCGGCAUCCAUUCAGUGGCCGUUGUGCCGGACUAAAAUUACUCUGGUCGGGUACGAUCUACGCGCGAGCGGAGUGCUGGCUCCAGCGCGGAGCGUUUCGGAGCUGCUCGCGACGACUGGGAGGCGUACCUAUAAUGCACGAACGGUUGUGAUAUAUCAAGUGUGUGAACGGAUGUCGCGUAAGAUCGGGCCAAUCUCGAUUUCGUGAUAGGAUGGUGCUCGGCUGACAAUGAGUGGCUCCGCCGGUACCCUUGAUGUCACUCUCGGUGGGAAGUGAUCUACAGAGUGUCGUUCAAAAGGAUUCGAGAAUAAUUUAGGAAUUCAAGCUCUACAUCGUGAUAAAGUAGAAAAAAAUACCGAAAGAUCAACCGUUGCGGAGUUGAAACUCAACGAAACCGAAUCGCAUAGUGCUUCCAGUGGAUCUAUUCCAAUUUCAACAAGGUGUUUGCGUAUGUUUGAAAAGAAACCUCAUCGAUUACUCCCUUUCAUCCUGUACAAGAGAUAAGUGCGCGACGUAAAGUUUACACCUGUGUCGCCUGAGCGUGCAUGUCAUUGGACGUUGGUGACGAUCGCGCAUGGUGCAUCAAAGGAUCGCCAACGAUUCGUUGUAUUUGGAUACUUGACGCGAGCUGGUACUGCUCGUCCUGAAAACAUCGCCGUCUCCUCCGAGAGAAAUGGGAAACCACCCGUCCGCCCACCAGCCGCUCGAGAGGGCUACCAGCCAUGCUGGAAAUGGUCUUCGCCUCUCGAAGCGCGAGAGGUCGCCGGGAAAGAGAAUGGAUCGGCUUCGACGAAGCUUCCGGGACAGCUUCCGCCGGCGGAAAGACCCUCAUGUGCCCGAAUCUAGCAAGCCUCACCAGUGGCAAGCGGAUGAAAGUGCAGUGCGUUCAGCUACAUGCGCUUUUCACGUUAAGUACCUGGGAUGUGUGGAGGUCUUCGAAUCGAGGGGUAUGCAAGUUUGCGAAGAGGCCCUCAAAGUUCUUCGAAACUCAAGACGAAGACCGGUGCGGGCGAUACUUCAUGUAUCCGGCGACGGAUUGCGUGUCGUCGAGGACGAAACGAAAGGGUUAAUUGUCGAUCAGACAAUUGAGAAGGUGUCGUUCUGCGCGCCGGACAGAAAUCACGAGAAGGGAUUCAGUUACAUUUGCAGGGACGGCACGACGAGGCGGUGGAUGUGCCACGGAUUUUUAGCAUUAAAAGAAUCAGGAGAGAGAUUGAGUCACGCAGUGGGCUGCGCUUUCGCCGCAUGCCUGGAGAGGAAGCAACGACGGGACAAAGAAUGCGGAGUUACGAUGACUUUCGAUUCCAAGACUUCCAUCUUCACGAGAAGCGGCAGCUUUAGGCAACCGAAUCUCGCGGAGCGGUUACAAGAAGCGCGCGAUCGUGCAGCAGAAAUUCCUCCGGUUAGGCAAGUGUACAAUCCCUUUGCGAUUGAAAGGCCACACGCUACUUUAUCUAUGCUGGAGCGGCAAGGUUCCUUCCGUGGUUUCUCGCAGCUAAGUCAAGCAUCCCCAUUUAAAAGGCAGCUCAGUCUACGAGUCAACGAUCUUCCUAGUACCCUCGAACGCACACGUAGUCACAGUCUCGAGCCAACGGAUCUGGCGCGAAUGCCUUCAGCUCAUUCGCACAUUGUACCUUCGAAGCCCCCAGAAUUCGAAGGAUAUGACGAAGUGAGUCCAAUACCAGAAAUAUUUCCCGGUGAUCAUGACAGCGUCUCCGCGAUGUGUCAGCAGCUUUCUCAAGGGCUUUCUCUGCUCUCGAGCAGCGACGACUUUGGACCAAUACCGUCGUCCCAGCCUGCCACCAGCUCCGUCGUCAAACAGCUUUUCACUAGUGCUAACUCUCCUCCAGUAACGAGUAGCAACUCGUCGGACGAGAUGAAACUGCAGAACGGUCCCAAUAUCAAUAACAACGACAACAACGACAAGAACGAAGAGCUCAGUAAUCUGAAUCAUGUCGGGCCCAGUUGGCAAGAGUCCGCAUCCCCCGUUCUCGCGUCGAAUCAUAGGCUCACGCCUCUUCUUAAGGCGAGCAACUUGAGUCCCGUUCUUCCAAGGACGAACGCGCCCACUCCGGUCGUUAUGAGCACCCCAGCACCUGUUUCUUCUAGUGUAGGUGCCUUCGGCACACCACCGUCGGCAGCAAGUCCGGCUUUCAGCACGGCUUCUACGUCCUCUUUAGGAAAUACGUCGACCGUAAACAGGUCGCCGAUCCCAAUAAAUUCCGUGAUAACUUCAAAAACAAGUUCCCCUAGUACCAGCGUAGCGUCCGUUUCCCCGGCGGUACCAAUUUCGACUGACGUCGCUCAAGUCUCAUCGGCAAAGGGAAUCCCGACGGCUUUAGUGCAACCACUUUCCACGGCAGCUGGUUUGCCAAAACCAGAACAAUGGUUGGGUAGCAUAACCAGUGCUGUGCCGUCGUCGCAGCAAGUAACCGUUAGUCCUCGGCGAGCGCCUUUUCUUCAUACAAGAGCGCAUUCGCUCGGCUCGGCUGCGAUGAGCCUGACUUCCAGAGGACCUUCUGAUCCCUUCGACGUCGAAUGGGCGGAAAUCGCUUCCAGAAAUAUGCAGCAGUCGACCACGACGAACCCCUUCAUUAUGCCGAACGCGACCCAGCCGUUCCAAGUGCAGUUGUAGCGUCAGGAGUUUAUCAACAACGUCGCCAAGUAUUUCCACUCGAGCACAUAGCGGCUACAUAGCGCCCGCCCACGCUCCGACAUUGCACACGAUCGAAAGUAUUACACGUGAGCCGCGUGUCCUCGAUCCGAUCGCAAACACCGUCGAGUUUCCGGAUGGAUAGUAAUGGUAUACGACGUACCAUCAAAAAGUUCCCGAACUGAUGCUGCGAGACGGGAAUCAGCGGUAGUAGGGAUGCGCCGUUAUGUGGAGACCGCGGGUCUCAUGAAUCAGAAUGCUAAUGAUAUGAUGCUACAAUUAUUGAACAUUAUAUUAUUCACGUUUUUGUUUGGCAAUUCAAAUGCUUGUCUACAAUUGUGAUAUAAAUGGAAAAUUAAAGCAAAUUUGUGCGAAGCGAAAAUUUCUGAAAAUUACCAAGUGCUUCUACAAGUCUUUGGAGCAAGACAUUAGGGAAAAUAUAGAUUUAUGAUUGACAUAAAUGUUUUAAAUGAAUCGAGAACAAUGAACAAUUGGAAUGUUUAAUACAAAAACAACUCCUGAAAAUGUUCAAGAAAUCAAAGUCAAACAAUCAUUUUUCUGCGAUCUUUACGAAAGAAUUGAUCGUUUUAAUAAUCGACCCCCAAUGAUUUAAUGAAAUAUUUGGUAUUACUUUGGAAGUAUUAUUUUAUAAAAUUUGAUCUAUGAGCCUUUGUUCUAAUUUUAUACCAUUACAGUCGCAAAUGGCCACCUAGAUUGUCGAAUAAAAUCGCAAGUAGUACUAUAUUCAAUAAUUGCAGUACUAUGCCACUUCGCAUACUGAGUCUUAAAACUUGCGAUCUCUAUUUUAUGACGUCUUUACCCCGCCUCUGUACUAUCGCUAAUUUUUACUUUGCAGCAUCAGUUUGGAAACUUUUUGAUCGCAUCUCGUAAGUUUACUACGAGAUCCUUCGAGAAGCUGAAUCGAAAAAGCGCGAUGAUUCUUGUCGAAUCGGCGCUUAGUAGCAACGACGGUAGCAGCGAACUGAACCAGCACAAAAAUAUAUCAGCGUAAAAUAUACUUAAUAGAUAGAUAAGUAUAUACGCGCACAGCCUUAACGACCUCAGUAAAAGUAAAAGUAAAACACGCAUAUAUGCAUAAGCAGAUGUUCGGGUGACGUGACGGGAGGGGACACAAAGUUUCGCGCACCAAUAAUAACAGGCUACAUCUCGUCAGCCGAUUAAGUAGAAGCAAUAGAUGUCGCGAAAUUACGCGUAUAAGCGGAGUUCCCGACGGAUACGGAUAAUAUCUUACACUUAAAUGUCUAUCACGCGAUAUCGUAAUUGGAUAUCCUAAUUAUCUUGAGUAGAGUUAGGCUCGAACCGAGCGAGUAUCGUCGUUCUGCAUGAAAAACGAAAUUGUACGCACUCAAGAUUACGCUGCACCCUUACUGUUAUUUUUUUCAAAAAAA